CUAAAAGACUUUGUAUAGGGCCGCUCCUGGGGAUAGUUCAGGUGGCGGUAGUAUCUUUCGGCCAUUUUGUUGUGUGUCUUUUCCGGAAUAGCAGGCAUCAUGAGUCGUGUCAGGACAAAGACGGUCAAGAAGGCCGCAAAGCUUAUUAUCGAGAAAUAUUACACCCGAUUGACGAUGGAUUUCCAUACAAAUAAAAGGAUAUGCGAAGAAAUCGCAAUUAUUCCUAGCAAAUCUUUAAGAAAUAAAAUUGCUGGAUUUGUUACGCAUUUAAUGAAGCGUCUCCGACACAGUCAAGUGCGAGGUAUUUCCAUUAAAUUGCAAGAAGAAGAGAGGGAACGCAGAGACAACUAUGUUCCUGAAGUGUCUGCUUUAGAGCAUGACAUUAUUGAGGUUGAUCCAGAAACCAAGGAAAUGUUACAAAUGCUUGGAUUUAAUAACAUUCCUGGAUUACAACUCACACAAUCUCAGUUACCACCUUAUAACAACAGACGUUCUUAAAACUUCAUUCUUUAUAUUAAAUAAGAUUGUUGGUUGUGCAUUUUUUAAUAAAAUUGCAAACUA
This is a messenger RNA of Osmia lignaria (orchard mason bee), 561 nucleotides long. RefSeq names its product ribosomal protein S17 (gene RpS17). Gene Ontology annotation, molecular function: structural constituent of ribosome. The record is from RefSeq and is a predicted model, not a curated record. Gene Ontology annotation, biological process: translation. Gene Ontology annotation, cellular component: ribosome. NCBI's taxonomy places the organism in Eukaryota, Metazoa, Arthropoda, Insecta, Hymenoptera, Megachilidae.